UUUGCUUCAAAAAAUGAUCAUGGUGAAUCAUUUGAAGCUUGGGUUAAUCAAAUUUAUAGCUCAGAAGAUGUAGAUACUAGUAAUGAUACAAGUCUUAAAGAUUCUAAUACUAUAGAAUAUUUGUUAUCUGUAGAUUGUUCCGGGCUUUUAGAAAAAGCUCAUGCUGCCAUUUUUUUGUCUAUUGAUGAAUUGUGGAGUACAUCUAAUGAAAUAGGGUUGAAAGCCUCUAUCCUGGAUUCACGGAUAAUAAAGCUACUUCUAUUUGCCACAAUUUUGGAACAGGAACAAACUAAAGCUCAAAUUCGUGAAAAAUUAUUAUUAUUUAGAACUCAAUUAGAUGAUUCAAAUAGUAAUGAAAAUAUAGAAAGAAGUUCU
This is a messenger RNA of Racocetra persica, 375 nucleotides long. The record is from the annotation of a GenBank genome assembly. Lineage: Eukaryota; Fungi; Glomeromycota; Glomeromycetes; Diversisporales; Gigasporaceae.